Molecule: messenger RNA, 2242 nt
Organism: Phanerochaete carnosa HHB-10118-sp
Lineage: Eukaryota; Fungi; Basidiomycota; Agaricomycetes; Polyporales; Phanerochaetaceae
Exons: 3
Coding region: 39-1529 (496 amino acids)
Source: RefSeq, a predicted model, not a curated record
UUCGUUGCGACAAUGGCAAACAAACCGUUCCACUUCACAUGUGCAUCAGUGCCAACUUUGGGCAGCAUGAAUUCACCCUCGACUAUUGCCACUUCACGGAGAACUAUUUCAGUCAGCGGCGAAGGAAAUUUUGCCAUGACGCCACGUCACUGCCCAUGGAGAUCGUUACGAUGAUUGCCACUUUUGCUGCGCCGGCUGCGAAGAACGAUACCAAAAUCUUGGGCAAGUAUGCCAUGGUCUGCAGCACCUGGGAGAAGGUCUGCCGCCCUUCGAUGUAUGAGCGUAUCCACAUCUGGAGCGUGGUCCAACUUCACCGUUUGCACACCAUAUUCCGCUCCCCGAGUGUCCAGCAUCUUCCACGUGAGGUAUGCGUAGGCGGCGAAGUCACUCGAUCAGUCACAGCUCCCAGUCUGGCCUUAGUCCUUUCGUCUUUGGGUCACUGCCUCCAGCGGUCUCGAUACAUCGACUGGUCUAAGACCCGCGCCGGGACAAAUGUUGCAGUGCACAUACGAGAGGCGCCGCCACGGAUCGAGGCCGCAAUCUCAGCUCUCCUUCGCCCACUCCGAAACCUUGGUUCUCUGCACUUGGAUAGGAUCGAAUUCCAGACCUUGACGCAGCUCUUUCGCAUCAUUCGGGGCUUACCCCGUGUCCGGGAUGUCCAGCUCGAGCACGUGGAGGUUCAGAAGGCUCCGGGACGCUCUUACUGGCCGCCGUCACUUAUUCUGACAGAGCUGCAGGUCCUCAGAAUCAUAGAUUGCAGUAUACCGGCACCUGCGAUUCCAGCACUUGUCUCACUUGGAAUCCGAGGCACACCAAGCUCCAAUAGUAUUUUGCAACGUCGCCGGACAUUGAAUGGUAUCUCAUUGCGCGAUGACGACGAACAUGCCAUGCUGCAAAUAGCUCAAGCUCUGGGUCAUUUACACACGCUGCCGGGCGACUACGCCGGGCACGGCCGGGUGCGAUGUAUAUUUGAUCUUGGUGGUGGGGGAGAAGAUCAGGUCGCUGAGUACAUGUCGGUUUCAUGCAACCGCCUCUCAAUCGGUGUUGAAGUGACACAAAUGCAAGAGUCAAAUAUUUCGCGUAUCAAGGCGGUCACCAUCUCGCCCAGCCUCCGCGAGCACGCUUUCGCAAGAAAAAAGGAUCAAAAGCUGACUCUCGCAUUUCUGGAUACUUCGCUUGCCGACAUAUCGAGACAAGUGAACCCUCCGCUCACAUUUCAAUGCCAGCUCCGGGGCUGGAAGAUCAAUAUUUCCAACAGAAUGCCGUUACUCUAUGCGCAGGGGAGGGUAACAGACGUUCUAGUAGCAGAUAACCGCCAUGCACACUUCGAUCCACUUCAAUACUCGCUCACCUUCUUUCCCGAUCUUUCCUACCAACAUGCCUUCCACAGCGACUCCUCCGAGCUCGUCUCCUGGAUGGCAACGCUUCUACCAGCCUCCCACACAAGCACCGCGCUGCCAGACGAUGUCACGACGGUGUCCCCAACUCCCACAGUCUCUGCCCCAGCUCCGCAUUUCGCAUCCGCCUAGUCACGCUCGGGCACUCGCAACCACUACUGGCGUUCGAGAAGCAUUAACCGUCUCGCGAGCUGGCCCCUGUCGUGCCACGCCGUCCGCAUCGAGCAGCACGCCAGAGGCGCCAGAUGCGCCAUCUCGCGGCCGCCCCGCCUACCAUACCUCGCUCGCACUGCCACGCCCGAGCGCGACUCACAUGGCGAGGACAUCGGUUGCAUUCGCCACUUCGCCACGCCAGCACGCCGGCCGUUUGCACCGUUUUGAACCUUGGUCUUUGUAGCGCGCGGAUCCUGGAGGCUGUGCGAAUUGGAGGGGUAUAGAGACGGCGAGGGAUGGAAGGAGACGUGUGGCCGGAGACGCAGCUUGGCGUGGAGACCAGUGUGCGAGUAGACGCGAGAGUCAGCGUGGAUGCUACGGCGUGGUCGUGGACGCAACGGGAGUCGGAACGUUGCUGCAUCGUCGGCGCAGGAUCGCCAUUGUGAGAAAAAUGUGAGGGGCAGGUCGCAAGGGAUGAACGAGUUCCUGCUCACGUAUUGUUUCGGAUUAAUGGGUGAUUUCGAGGGUUCGGCUCACCGUGUUAUGCUAAGCGCAACGGAUUUGUUCGCGGCUCAUGCGUGAUAAGAGCGUCACAGGGGGUGGGGUUGUUUCUGCGCGGCGUGGUCUCGGCGCACCACUCGAUUGGACGCUGGAUGGUCAGAUGCGUGUCGAUUACGAGGGGAAAGAGUUGU